This is a messenger RNA of Spodoptera littoralis (African cotton leafworm), 2412 nucleotides long. NCBI's taxonomy places the organism in Eukaryota, Metazoa, Arthropoda, Insecta, Lepidoptera, Noctuidae. The record is from the annotation of a GenBank genome assembly.
CUAUAAUUGUCAACAGGUCUCCGGCCGACGCCGAGUGUCAUGGCGGAGUCUCUAGACAUAGUGAAAGUGUCAGCGGUGGCGGGCGGCGACGCGACACUACCGUGUGACACUCGCUCGACACAGGCCUCAGAUGUGUUGUUGCUUGUCGUCUGGUAUAAGAAUGAUGUGCCGUUAUAUAGUUACGAUGGCCGUAUAAAGGGGCCGACGGCUCACUGGGCGGACGAUGUGUUGGGCGGUCGGGCACGGUGGCACGCAGCCACACCGUCAUCACUGAGGAUACGUGACGUCAUACCCACUGACCGAGCCAUGUACCGCUGCAGGGUCGACUUCAAAAUAUCGCCGACAAGAAACCAUAAGAUCCUUUUGGAAGUUAUCGAACUACCAGAAAAACCGAAGAUAUUCGAUGAAUUCGAUAAAGAAGUGGUCGGCGUGGCCGGCCCGUACAUAGAAGAUACUAGCUUGAAGCUCACCUGCGUUGUCAGUGGAGGUAAACCAAUGCCUCGUAUUCGCUGGUGGCGUGAUGACAAGGUGAUAGCCACCCUGGCUCCAGUGGAUGAUGAGUCCCGUCUCAGUCUGCUGGAGUUGAGGAUACCGAAGCUGUCCAGAGACUACUUCGAAGCCGUGUACACUUGCACUGCUGAUAAUACAGUGCUGGUACCGCCUUUAAGAGUCAACGUGCAGAUACAGCUGUAUUUGCGACCUCUAUUUGUGGAGAUCCUGGCCCGGGAACAGCCGCUCUCAGUGGGCCAGGCAGCAGAGCUGGCCUGCAAGGCCGUUGGAACUCGACCACCUGCCAUCAUCACCUGGUGGAUGGAUGAUAGGCAGAUGUCGGUAGCGGCGAUACAGAAGAAUUCUGACGACAAAAACGAGACGAUAUCGUUUCUCCGGUGGACUCCUCGCAUGGAUCAAGAUGGCCGAACGCUGACGUGCCGAGCGGCCCAUGUCAAGUUGGAGCACACGACUAUAGAGACCAGUAUCACACUCAAUUUACAUUAUGUCCCAAUAGUGACAUUGGAACUUGGUUCUAAAAUGAACCCUAACGACAUCGAGGAAGGAGAUGACGUGUACUUCGAGUGCAUGGUGCGGUCUAACCCACCAGCUUAUAAAGUUGUGUGGGAACAUAAUGGUCAGAUAAUGACACAUAACCAACGAGCUGGAGUGAUCGCUGGUUCAGCCAACUUAGCUCUGCAAGGAGUAAAUAGAAGUCAGGCGGGGAACUACGCCUGCACAGCAUCCAAUGUAGAAGGAGAUGGGAAGUCUCAACCUGUCAAACUACAAGUUAUUUAUAAGCCGGUGUGUCUAGCAACGUCAACAGCCAUAGUGGGUGCCGCGAUCAAUGAACCGACCAAAGUAACGUGCGAAGUGGACGCCUUCCCUCCUCCCAAGAACUUCCAGUGGACCCUCAAUAAUUCCAUGGGAACUUCGGAAAUUGAACCUGAAAAAUACAUCUUAAAUGGAGUUGGAAGAUCAGUUCUCUUCUACACACCAUCGUCAGAGAAGGAUUACGGGUCCUUGGCCUGCAGAGCUACCAACCUUGCAGGUCAGCAGGUGGAACCAUGCCGAUACUCCUUGCUGCCAGCAGUCAGACCAGAUCCAUUAGCCAACUGUUCUGCUGUGAACCUCACUGAUGAUUCAGCAGAAAUUAGAUGUGUUGCUGGUUAUGAUGGUGGUCUUCAAACAUCGUAUUUCGUGGAAGUAUGGGAAUCAAAGAUAUUAGUAGCAAAUGUUUCGACCGCACAACCGGCGUGGAUACUCCGAGGUCUCGGAUCAGGGAAGAGCUUAAGACUCGUGUUCUUCGCUGCCAACGCCAGGGGAAGGUCAGAGACUGUCAUGAUGAGGAUCAAUACCCUGGCGAGACUUGCUUUGCAUACUGAAGCGAAAUCUGGCAAAGCAGUUGGUGUUGAUGCUAGUUGGGCACUGGGAGUAAUCGCCGGCAUUGCUGGGACUCUUGUGGUGAUUGUAGUGAUUGCUCUUCUGGCUAGGAGAAGACAGCAUCAACCCAUGCAGUAUGAAGCUCCUAUGCAGACGGUGAAGGCGUACAAAGGCGCGAUACAAAGCACCAACCAUUCUCCGGUUCAGCCUGACGAUAAAAAUCCUGAUGUAGUGCCUCUGGGUAAAGGUAAUAUAGAUUUCAACAGUGCGCGGGACUUAGAGCGGCCCCCUGAGCCCCCGCCUUAUGGGACAGUGAUGUCUCCUCCCGUGGGGUCUUCACGUAGUUCUAACAGUUUGCAUCAUCACGACAUGCGGCCUGUCACUCCGCACACACCGAUCACACCUGCGUCUGAUGCCCAUAGCAUCGGGACACUGGCCGAAGAUCGUCGUAGUGUGACAAGCGGGACGUUCUCCAGACGGAGAGAAGUCGUCACAACUAGAACUCCUUUGCUAGCAAACGCGAGAGAAAGUUGUGUCUAG